AUGACAGCUGGCUCUGUCUCAGUUCCUCAGGUCAUACCUCUUCGAAUCCCUCUUCCAGGGAAGGCUAAACACCAAAUAGACACAAAUACUCUUGUAGAAAUAAAAUCAGAUGGAAGUAAACCAGAACUCAUUAGGAAGCCUGGCUAUGGAGACCAUAACACUUUUAAGUAUAAGGGUCCUAUCAUAUUACCAGUUGGGAAAAUAGUGGUCAAGGCACUGGCAGUUACAAAGGACUGCAGGGAGAGUACAGUUGUAACAAAGGUGUUUCUGGUAGAGUACAAGCAGCCAAACAUCCUCUUCUCUGUUGAAGAAGAUUACAAGAAUUGCACCAAAGAUAUCACCACACAGGAGAGGGAAGGUGGAAUGUUUACUGCAAAACCAAAGACAAAUGGAGUGAACAUGGAAAUUAAGCAUGCCUGGAGUGAAGCACCCCAAGAUUUUCAAGACUUAGAAACAGAAAGAAAGACUGCCCACAGGUCCCUGCAUGGACCACAGCUCCUUGCCUGUCAUUUGGAAGCAAAAGAGUACAGAGAGGAAUCCAUCUCAGCACUACCAGCAGAGUCGUUACAGUUUGCUAGUUCUUCUGCAGUGACUACACGGAAGAGCUUGGCAAGCACACAGGUGGCAAGGAUCCAGAGGGAAACAGAUUUUCUCAGAUGUGCACACUGUUCUGCACCUCGCCUGUCUGACCCCCUGGCUCACUUCUGUCAGGAAUGUGGAUCUCCUGUCCCACCUGUGCCAGUGCAUCGCUUCCCACCUCCCGAAGGAGCACAGAUGGCCCCAUGUCUGGAGUGCAGGCAUCUUGUGCCAAUGAACACCCCCACUUGCAUUGUAUGUGAGUCGCCAAUAGCUCCACAGCUGCAGCCCCAAACCAACCUCUGCAUAAAGGGUAAAGUAAUUUGUCAGGUGUGUGGCACAGGAAAUCCUCUUCACCAUAACCACUGUGUGACUUGUGAAAGCAAGCUGCCUGAAAUGCAAACGCCCGUGUUUGGAGGAGACACCCUCCUGCCUCAUCCCAGCCAGCAAAAGAAGACAGUUUUGUGCUCAAAAUGCAACCAUGUUAACCCAUGUGAUGCCCGUUUCUGUGACCGGUGUGGAGCCAAGCCUGGGCCUCCCCCAUCCUACUUCACCUGCUUCAGGUGUGGCACAAGCAACCGUCCCUACGCCCGCUUCUGUGGGGCCUGCGGCGUCUACAUAGAACCCCCCUCGAGGAGGGGUUCUCAGAACAGCAUCCUCAUGGAUCCUGGGGACUCGCUGGCAUUUGCUGAGGUAAGACCCACAGAGGCUAAAGUUGCCUGGCAGCCUCUUCCCACUUCCUUGCCCAAAUCAUGGGAAGAACUAAAAGAGAGAGAAGAUAAAGGAACCCAAACCAUUGGACUUUUUUACCCAUCCAGCAAACUGUUGGAAAAGAAGGAGCUUGAGCUGAUUUCACAAAAAGAAAAGCUGGAAAAGAUGAGUGAUCAUAAGCCUCUCCUGACAGCCACUAGUCCUGGGAAAGGUUACUGGAGGAAGCAGCUCGAUCAUGUCUGUGCUCACCUUAGAAGCUACGCUCAGAACAACCUUGAAUUCAGAGCACUGAUUGGAGAACCUCGGAUGGGAAAGAUUAAUUCUGCUACUAUCCAUGAAGAUGACUAUGAAGUCACUAUUACAUUGAACUAUGCUCUUGCUAUUAACAAGGAUAUUCAUGCUAAUAAGUCAGCGAAGUUCAGAAGUCAUUACCUGAAUUCUGUAAGAGAAGUCAGAGGUGGAAAGGACAGUAGUCAAACUAGUUUUGGCAAAGAUGAUUAUAAUCUUUUCCAUUCAAGAGGCAAAAUAAAGAGAACAAAUUCAAGAACACUUACAGGAAAAGAAGAUGGUCAAUGGCUCAAUCCAGAGUCCAGACAACUACUGGAUGAAUUGGGUCCAAAUGGGAAAGGAAGAAGCACCUUGGUAGAACAAUUGCUCAGUGAAGGAGCUGACCCCAACUGCACCAGCGAGGAGGACCAACCUGCUCUCACAGUUGCUGUCCUUAACAAGCGCACAGAAGCGAUUUCCCUCCUUGUGCAGAAAGGUGCUGACAUUGAUCAGCAGUCAGGACCGCACAACAACACUGCUCUCCAUGAGGCAGUUCUGCUUGGCUCAGAGGGAGAGGAGUGCAUCCGAGUCCUGUUACACUGCAAUGCAAGCAUAAAAAAGAAGAAUGCAGAAGGGCAAUCGGCAUAUGACUUGGCUGUUACAGCUGGAAAUAAUGAAGUUAUUUCAUUGUUCACAAGCAGGCUUUGA
This is a messenger RNA of Chaetura pelagica (chimney swift), 2262 nucleotides long. It is a transcript of the gene DZANK1, whose product is annotated as double zinc ribbon and ankyrin repeat domains 1. Gene Ontology annotation, biological process: eye photoreceptor cell development. The transcript has 20 exons. Bases 1 to 2262 code for a protein of 753 amino acids. The record is from RefSeq and is a predicted model, not a curated record. NCBI's taxonomy places the organism in Eukaryota, Metazoa, Chordata, Aves, Apodiformes, Apodidae. Gene Ontology annotation, molecular function: protein binding.